Neofelis nebulosa (Clouded leopard) is the source of this 4898-nucleotide messenger RNA. It is a transcript of the gene PLCB3, whose product is annotated as phospholipase C beta 3. Gene Ontology annotation, molecular function: calmodulin binding; calcium ion binding; phosphatidylinositol-4,5-bisphosphate phospholipase C activity. The record is from RefSeq and is a predicted model, not a curated record. Gene Ontology annotation, biological process: lipid catabolic process; phosphatidylinositol-mediated signaling. The transcript has 32 exons. Lineage: Eukaryota; Metazoa; Chordata; Mammalia; Carnivora; Felidae. Bases 157 to 3906 code for a protein of 1249 amino acids.
CGCCGAUUCUCUGGUCUGUCCGGGACAGACUGGCGGGCGGGCGGGCGCUGACGCCGCGGGGCCGGAGCGGGCCGUGCGGGAGCGCGCGGACGGAGCAGCGGCGCCGUCGGUCCCCGUCGGGGCUCCGUGGGUCCCCGACUCGUCCCCGGCCGGGCCAUGGCGGGCGCCAGGCCCGGCGUCCACGCGCUGCAGCUGGAGCCGCCCACCGUGGUAGAGACCCUGCGGCGCGGGAGUAAGUUCAUCAAAUGGGACGAGGAGGCUUCCAGUCGGAACCUGGUGACCCUGCGUGUGGACCCCAGUGGCUUCUUCCUGUACUGGACAGGACCCAACAUGGAGGUGGACACCCUGGACAUCAGUUCCAUCAGGGACACGCGGACGGGACGUUAUGCCCGCCUGCCCAAGGACCCCAAGAUCCGAGAGGUGCUGGGCUUUGGAGGCCCUGACACCCGGCUGGAGGAGAAGUUGAUGACAGUGGUGGCCGGGCCAGACCCGGUGAAUACAACAUUCCUGAACUUCAUGGCCGUGCAGGAUGACACAGCCAAGGUCUGGACCGAGGAGCUGUUCAAGCUGGCUAUGAACAUCCUGGCUCAGAACGCCUCCCGGAACACCUUUCUGAGAAAAGCAUACACCAAGCUGAAGCUUCAGGUGAACCAGGAUGGACGGAUCCCAGUGAAGAACAUCCUGAAGAUGUUCUCAGCAGAUAAGAAGCGCGUCGAGACUGCGCUGGAAUCCUGUGGCCUCAAUUUCAACCGGAGUGAGUCCAUCCGGCCCGACGAGUUUUCCUUGGAAAUCUUCGAGCGGUUUCUGAAUAAGCUGUGUCUGCGGCCAGACAUUGACAAGAUCCUGCUGGAGAUAGGCGCCAAGGGCAAGCCAUACCUGACGCUGGAGCAGCUCAUGGACUUCAUCAACCAGAAGCAACGGGACCCGAGGCUCAACGAAGUGCUGUACCCACCCCUGCGGCCCUCCCAGGCCCGGCUGCUCAUUGAGAAGUAUGAGCCCAACCAGCAGUUCCUGGAACGAGACCAGAUGUCCAUGGAGGGCUUCAGCCGCUACCUGGGGGGAGAGGAGAAUGGAAUCCUGCCCUUGGAGGCCCUGGAUCUGAGCGCAGACAUGACCCAGCCGCUAAGCUCCUACUUCAUCAACUCCUCACACAACACCUAUCUCACAGCGGGGCAGCUGGCUGGGACGUCGUCGGUGGAGAUGUACCGGCAGGCACUGCUCUGGGGCUGCCGCUGCGUGGAGCUGGACGUGUGGAAAGGGCGGCCCCCGGAGGAGGAGCCCUUUAUCACCCACGGCUUCACCAUGACCACCGAGGUGCCGCUGCGAGACGUGCUCGAGGCCAUUGCGGAAACCGCCUUCAAGACCUCGCCCUACCCUGUCAUCCUCUCCUUCGAGAACCACGUGGACUCGGCAAAGCAGCAGGCCAAGAUGGCCGAGUACUGUCGUUCGAUUUUCGGGGACGCGCUGCUCAUCGACCCACUGGACAAGUACCCGCUGGCCCCAGGCGUCCCCCUGCCCAGCCCCCAGGACCUGAUGGGCCGCAUCCUGGUGAAGAACAAGAAGCGACACCAGCCCAGCACUGGUGUCCCCAACAGCUCCAUUCGCAAGCGGCCGCUGGAGCAGAGCAACUCGGCCCUGAGCGAGAGCUCUGCCGCCACCGAGCCCUCCUCACCUCAGCUCGGGUCCCCCAGCUCUGACAGCUGCCUGGGCCUGAGCAAUGGGGAAGAGCUGGGCCUUGAGAAGCCCAGCCUGGAGCCUCGGAAGUCUCUGGGCGAGGAGGGGCUACAGCGGGGCCCUGAUGCUCUUGGAUCUGCCGACCGUGAGGAUGAGGAGGAAGACGAGGAAGAGGAGGAACAGGCAGAUCCCAAAAAGCCGACCUCAGAUGAGGGCACUGCCAGCAGUGAAGUCAAUGCCACUGAGGAGAUGUCAACACUCGUCAACUACAUCGAGCCUGUCAAGUUCAAGUCCUUUGAGGCUGCUCGAAAGAGGAACAAAUGCUUCGAGAUGUCAUCCUUCGUGGAAACCAAGGCCAUGGAGCAACUGACCAAGAGCCCCAUGGAGUUUGUGGAAUACAAUAAACAACAGCUCAGCCGCAUCUACCCCAAGGGCACCCGCGUGGACUCCUCCAACUACAUGCCCCAGCUCUUCUGGAACGUGGGCUGCCAGCUUGUGGCCCUCAACUUUCAGACCCUGGAUGUGGCGAUGCAGCUCAACGCGGGUGUGUUUGAGUACAACGGGCGCAGCGGCUACCUGCUCAAGCCCGAGUUCAUGCGGCGGCCGGACAAGUCCUUCGACCCCUUCACCGAAGUCAUCGUGGACGGCAUCGUGGCCAAUGCCUUGCGGGUCAAGGUGAUCUCGGGGCAGUUCCUGUCCGACAGGAAGGUGGGCAUCUACGUGGAGGUGGACAUGUUUGGCCUCCCCGUUGACACACGGCGCAAGUACCGCACUCGGACGUCUCAGGGGAACUCGUUCAAUCCUGUGUGGGAUGAGGAACCCUUUGACUUCCCCAAGGUGGUGCUCCCCACGCUGGCUUCGCUGCGCAUCGCGGCCUUUGAGGAAGGCGGCAAGUUUGUGGGGCAUCGGAUUCUGCCCGUCUCUGCCAUCCGUUCAGGGUACCACUACAUUUGCCUGCGGAAUGAGGCCAACCAGCCGCUCUGCCUGCCAGCCCUGCUUAUAUACACCGAAGCCUCCGACUAUAUUCCUGAUGACCACCAGGACUAUGCAGAGGCCCUGAUCAACCCCAUCAAGCAUGUCAGCCUGAUGGACCAGAGGGCCAAGCAGUUGGCUGCCCUCAUUGGGGAGAGCGAGGCUCAGGUUGGCCCAGAAACCUGCCAGGAGACUCCAUCUCAGCAGCCGGUGACCCCGAACCCCACACCCAGCACACUGGACAUCUCCCCGCGCCGGCCCCCGGGCCCCGCCACGUCCCCUACCAGCCCCUCCCUCAGCAGCCCAGGGCAGCGCGACGACCUCAUCGCCAGCCUCCUCUCAGAGGUGGCCCCGGCCCCGCUGGACGAGCUCCGAGGCCACAAGGCUCUGGUGAAACUCCGGAGCCGGCAAGAGCGAGAGCUUCGGGAGCUGCGCAAGAAGCAUCAGCGGAAGGCGGUUGCCCUCACUCGCCGAUUGCUCGACGGCUUGGCCCAGGCCCGGGCUGAGCGCAGGUGCCGGCAGCGGCCGGGUGUCCUACACCGCCCUCCCAGCCCGAGUCCCUGUGACAACCUGAGUGUCACCCAGAGGGGUUCUUCCUGCAGAGGCGGGGAGGACGAGAAGGCGGAGGAGGAAGAGGUGAAGCGGUAUCGAGAGUUCCAGAAGAGACAGGUGCAGAGUCUGCUGGAGCUGCGGGAGGCCCAGGCGGAUACAGAGGCCGAGCGGAGGCUGGAGCAUCUGCGACAGGCUCAGCAGCGGCUCAGGGAGAUCGUCCUGGAUGCUCACGCGACCCAGUUCAAGCGGCUGAAGGAGACGAACGAGAGGGAGAAGAAGGAGCUGCAGAAGAUUCUGGACAGGAAGCGCCACAACAGUAUCUCAGAAGCCAAGACAAGGGAGAAACAUAAGAAGGAGGCGGAACUGACAGAGAUUAACCGUCGGCACAUCACCGAGUCCGUCAACUCCAUCCGUCGGCUGGAGGAGGCCCAGAAGCAGCGGCACGAACGCCUUGUGGCCGGGCAGCAGCAGGUGCUAAAGCAGCUGGCCGAAGAAGAGCCCAAGCUGCUGGCCCAACUGGCCCAGGAGCGUCAGGAACAGCGGGCAAGGCUGCCCCAGGAGGCCUGCCGGAGCCUGCUGGGCGAGACGCCGGAGGGGCUGGGGGACGGGCAUCUGGUGGCCUGUGCCAGCAAUGGUCACGCGCCUGGGAGCGGCGGGCACCUGUCUGGCGCCGACUCAGAGAGCCAAGAGGAGAAUACGAAGCUCUGAACUGGCUAGGCGAGAGAUGAGGAAACUGAGGCCCAGAGCAGAAGUCCCGUGUGCCAGGCCACAGCUAAGUCAAGAUGUCCUGACCUGGAGGCAGGGCGGGCCUGGACCUUCUAUGGCAGACUGUCUUCCGGCCAGGUUGGAGGACCUGCUCCAUGCUGCUCUCUCCUGCCUCUGGACAGCGUGGAGUGGCAGAGACCCCGCAGCGAGGGUGCGGCUAGGUUCUGCUGCAGGGUCAGGCUGGCACUUCUUCAAGGCCUCUCCCGGCUUCCUGGCUUCCUGGGCCGACUGCCUCCCUCCUCCAGAGGAAGGCAGCCUCUUAUCUGGGCUUAUCUCCUGCCAAUUGAGUGUUUUCUUUCUUUGUUUUUGCUGCAGCCUCAGGCAAACAGGGUGGGGAGGCCAGAGAGAAAAGGCUGCCAGAGCAAGGCCCUUCCCAGGGCUGGGGGCCUCUCCCCUUUGCCCUGCUCCCUCAGGGUUAAUACCGUUAUUGUCCAGGCCUUCCCGGCUUCUGGGGUCAGGCCUUGUCCUGUCCCCAGACUGGCCUACCGUAUUCCAUGACCAAGUCCUAUCUUCCCGAUUUGGCUCACCACUACCUUACAGAAGAAACACUCCAUGUUAGUCCCCGGAUCCUCAAAGGCCAGGCUAAACUCCAAACUCCUGGGUAUGACAUUCCAGACCUCCAGAAUCCUGGCCUCUGCUGCUCCCCCAUAUCCUUUCAUGGGUCCACUCUUUUCUCUGCUGGGAAUGACAGCUUCCUUCCCCAUCUCUCUUUUUAAGUAAGUCCCAUCUCUAACUCACCUCUGCCCUGGCCCUCACCCCGGUACCAGUCCCUGUUAGCAGCACUCAGCUGGCGGUAACUCCACUCUGAGAGGCUGGCUCACCUCUGCCAGGAAGCUUCUGACGGCGGGGCGGUUGUGGCCUAAUUCAUCUUUGUAUACUCAUUACAAAGCGCUGGCUGGUCUAUAGGGGGCGCCAAUAAAUCUUUCUGGAAUUGA